AUGGCUUAUGUCUUGGAAGAAUUGACCGGCCGCCUGUUGAUCGACUACACCCGAGAACGCAAUUCUGAGGUGUGGCGAGGUGAUCUUGACAAAUAUCAAUAUGUCACAGCUAAGUAUGCCUUGCUUAAGACAGACAUAACCUCCUCUUACCCAAACCGUAUGGUCGUAUUUGCCAUGAUAGACAAGAACACAGGUAGCAUUGUCAGCUCAAUAGAAUUAUUAAUAAGGAAAUCCUGGAGAUUCUCCAGAAACAGCAAUGGGUCUGUUUGGAAAGAAGCCAUUCUCAGUGGUUGCGUUGCUGGAGUGUUCACAUUUCCUGAGAAUAGAAGACAAGGAUUGGCCACAUUGAUGGUGGGGAAAUUGGUGAACAAGGCCAAGGAAUAUAUAGGUGAUGGGUUUAUGACCUUGUAUUCGGAAGUUGGGGAAUUUUAUGCUCGAAAUGGUUUCAAAUCGUACCAUGUACCGUUGGUUCGUGUUGAAAUCAACAAGCAGUCACCAAACGCUUUGAAGGUUGAGUUGAUCAAGUACCAUCAAUUUGAAGGCUUGAUGGGGCAAUACAGAAAAGCGUUUUUGCUUGAAAUGGAGCAAAACGUUCUCAAUGAUGGAAUUCAACGGGUGUUUGUUGAUCCAACUUCUUCUAUUCUCGACUGGUUCCAUCUUCGAUCGAAAUACUGGCACAUGUACUUGUUUGGAACAGCGAAUGUUGAUCCAUACAGUCAAAAUUAUGAAGAACAAGUGAGGGAGUUUUCAAGGCAUGAGCCUGGUUAUUUUGGCCUAAAAGUUAUGGACUCUACCAAUAUCAAGGGCUUCAUUGUAUGGUAUAACGAGUAUGGAAAGACUGAGCAUAGGUCAAUUGUGCUAAAGUUACAUGUUUUUGCGGGCUACGACAAGGAUGAGACGGCAAAAGAACUUCUUGAUGCCAUGAAGGGUUAUUAUUCGGAGAAUAGACCUCAACAUAGGCAAUUCAACACUAUCGAGUUGUGGGUUUCGGAGUUGAGUGAGCGAUUGUUGGGAAUCUUGAAGGAUGAAGGAGCCAAGGUGGUGGAGAAUCCUGAUUUGAGUGCCAUUUUGAUAAUGGAAGAUCACACCAAGUUGGAUAAUGGAGAGAUUAUCUGGGCAGACAACACGAAGUUGCCAUGGGUAUGA
Molecule: messenger RNA, 1146 nt
Organism: Sungouiella intermedia
Lineage: Eukaryota; Fungi; Ascomycota; Pichiomycetes; Serinales; Metschnikowiaceae
Source: the annotation of a GenBank genome assembly